CCAGCCACACUCUUGCUACCCCGCAAUCUGCAUCCUUCACUCAGAACACCGCAGCAGUGACCCAUCGGGACAGCCGAACAAACGAGUUUGGGCAGCGCGAACCUGGGGUUGGUGUGUCAGCUGGCAUUUUGCCAGGCCCGCAGGCACGGCCAUCUUGCUUUACUGAGGAUGGACUGGCAUGCGCAGCCAUCUUGCCGUCUUGCGAGGCCCGGGGACCAGCUCCCACGUGCUGCAGAGUGUUGCCACAAGCCCUUAACCUUGUGGUGGUCCUACUGUGGGGUGGCGAGAAGGGGGCCAGAGCCUGGUGGCACGACAGCCUGAGGCCCGGGAUGGUGAUCACUGCACUGCUGCGAACCGCUCCCACUGCCGGGCAACAAGGAGAAACUGCUGUCACCUUCCACAGGCUCCACAUAAAGGGCUCAAAACGUCUGGUUCAGUGGUUAAAAGCUGUUCACAGGGAUGACUGGACCCCACUAAGCAUUCUUUCAUCUGUAGUGAACGUUUCACCAAAAAAAGCUCUUGGAAAGGCUGGAUGGCCAGUACUACAUGCUCAAGCCAUGGCUGUGCCCUCCAUCUUCCACCUGACUGAGAACGGGGGCUGAAGGCCGUGACUGCCCCAGGAGAAAGGACACCAGGAAGGCCACCGGGGUCCUGAGGAACAUGCGAGUGAAGCAGAUGGGAAAGGAGCUGCAGGUUCAUCGUUGUCCUUGAGGGAAAACCUGAGCGCCCAGCAGGGCUGGGCUCCGCAAGUUGAAGCGAGCCACUGUGCAGGGUGAACCUGCACCCAGGGCUUCCCAGGAAGCCGCCAGUCAGGAGCAGGUGCGGAGUCUCUGGAAGGAACUCCAGGAGACAGUGUGGCCUCCACAGCGUCAGGCAGCCAGUGAGAUGCAAACAUGUCUGCUAUAGAUGCUGGCAAUGAGACCCCCCUCUUCCCUGCCAGGGUCUCUUAGGUAAGAGUGGCAUUUCCGUGGGUGACUUUAUCCCUCAGGAUCUGGGGUGUGCAGAUUUAUUGGCUGGCAACCUUCUUACACUUUCUUCUCACAGCACACUCAAGAAAGGCCAUCUGUCCCCCGCGAGGCUGUUGACCGAAAGAGGUUGAAGAGAAAUGUGGAGCCCAGCUGCAGAGGGACCAACCUUGAGCCUGACUAGGGCUUGGCCCAGAACCCCCAAGUUCAUCAUUCACAAUGAUGCCUCAGAAACCCUCCCAGAGCCCCUCCACCCUCCAACAGAUGUCACCUUAAAGCCAGACACAGAAGCUGUGCAGGGCGAACACAGCGACACCAGCCCCACAUCCCUCAGAAGGGUCAUCCUGUCAGCACUGGGGGCCCAAGAUCUCCUCGACUCGCUGCACUCCUACUGCUUCUGCUCCAGGGGGAACAGGAGCACGGGUGCCGCCUGCGGGAGCAGGUGGAGAAGAACGGCGAGCUGAAGAGGGGCAGCCACCGACAGCCAGGUGCACACUCUGCAGGAGGAGCUGGACGAGCUGAAGGGAGGGGGCUCCCUGCCUUAGCAGCCUGCCGCCCCCAGCCGAGGAAUAGAAUCAUAUACCAGUCAAUUGGGAAUCGCCUGAUGAGCAGCAGUUUGGUGGUAGCAGUGGGAUCCAAAGAAGACAUCUGAUGGCUUAGGGGAUGAGAAACACAGGCAUUGGUACCCGAAAAACCUUUGAGUUCUCCAUCCUUUUCACUGUUUCUGAGAGCCGUGGCGCCAGCUGCAGAGCUCCAGCCAGCAGCAGAAGCAGAGCAGUGGGCAGUGGUGGAGGUAGAGCUGGCUCCAGCUCCGUUGACACCACACUCUCUAGCACUGGAGCCAGUGUCCCCUCCAUCAGCAGUGUUGGAACUGGAGCAAGGGCCGACAUCGGCUGCAGCAGGAGUGGGAGCUGCUGAGCUGGAGUCACCUGGACCAUCAUUUCUAGUGGGAAGUCCAUCUCCACCUGUGGCUAAGAAGCGUGAGAAGAAGCCCAACCUCAUGGCCUUCCUUCCUAAGCUGGUGGUGGAGCAGUUGACCGUGAUGGAUGCGGAGCUCUUCCGGAAGGUGGUGCCCUCUCAGUGCCUGGGCUCCACCUGGGGCAAGAGGAAAAAGCACAGCAAAGAGCACCUGGCACACACCAUCCGGGCCACCAUCAACCACUUCAGAAGGGUGGCCAGCCUCGUCGUCACCACCUGCCUCGGGGACCCGAGCAUGACGGCCCAGGACAGGGUGAGGGUGGUGGAGCGCUGGAUCCAGGUGGCCCAGGAGUGCGAAAUCCUGAAGAACUUCUCCUCUUCCCACACUGUCAUCUAUGUUCUGAAGAAAACCUUCAUAUGCCACCUGAAGAACACAUGGGGGAAGUUUCCUGGGAGAGCUCUGAAAGACUUAAGGAGUGCUAUUGCCAAGACGAAUCCUUGAGCAGAGAACUGAUGACCAAGGUAA
This is a messenger RNA of Diceros bicornis minor, 2409 nucleotides long. RefSeq names its product ral-GDS-related protein-like. The transcript is spliced from 8 exons. Bases 1966 to 2385 code for a protein of 139 amino acids. Gene Ontology annotation, cellular component: plasma membrane. Lineage: Eukaryota; Metazoa; Chordata; Mammalia; Perissodactyla; Rhinocerotidae. Gene Ontology annotation, molecular function: guanyl-nucleotide exchange factor activity. Gene Ontology annotation, biological process: Ras protein signal transduction; positive regulation of GTPase activity. The record is from RefSeq and is a predicted model, not a curated record.